GCGUGUCCUCCCAGCAAAGAGAAGAGCCGCAUGGGCACUGCCCCGGCACUUCCCGCGUGGCGGAGAGCGGAGCCGGGUCCGUUCAGCGGGGGAUCAGGGCGGCCACGUGGAAAUCGGAGCCCGCAGUGGUUUAAAGGGACUUCCCUGGGGAGGAGACCGAAGCAGCAGCAGUAACAGCAGCACGAGGAAUCCACUGGAUCACGCUUGGCCACCAAGGGAACCCCCCACCUGGUUCCGCGUGGCGCUUAUUCCAUUGUGCACCAAAUCGCACCCUGAUUUUGGGAGGUUUACUCGUGGGAACUUCGCUGCAGUUUCUUCCUUAAGAAAUCCCUUAAUUGGUGCAUUUUUACCAGAUCUCUUUCCAUUUCCGCCUUAUUUUAAUUUUUUUGUGCGUGCUUUUAAUUGCUCCGCGAUGGCGGCGGAGAAAUUCCCCGGCGCCUCCAACGGGAGCAUCGGGGCUCCGGCGCACGUCGGAGUGGAGGUCCCCGAGGGCGGCGGCAAGAGCAGCCUGGGCGCGUCCCGCCUGCGGAGCUGCCUGCGGGCCAACCUGCUGGUGCUGCUGACGGUGGCCGGGGUGGUGGCGGGCGUGGUGGUGGGGCUCGGGGUGCGGCAGCUGCCGGGCGGCGGGCUGAGCCGCGUGGACAUCCUGCUCUUCUCCUUCCCGGGGGAGCUGCUGCUGCGCUUGCUGAAGAUGAUCAUCUUGCCCCUGGUGGUCUGCAGCCUGGUGGCGGGCGCCGCCAGCCUGGACCCGGCUGCCUUGGGGCGCUUGGGCGGCUGGGCGAUGCUCUUCUUCCUGCUCACCACCCUGCUGGCGUCCUCCAUCGGCGUCGCCCUGGCCUUCAUCAUCAAGCCCGGAGAGGGGGCGUCGGCCCCCAAGCUCUUCGGCGACGAGGCGGCCGUGCCCGAGGCCAAGCAAGUGGUCGACUCCUUCCUCGACCUCAUCAGGAACAUCUUCCCCUCCAACUUGGUGUCAGCUGCAUUCCGAUCGUACGCAACCAGUUAUAAACUGGUGAUAGAGAAGAAGAACAGUACAGGACUCAGCGAGAAUAUCACGUUUGGUGAAAACGCCACAGUUGGUGAAAGCAUCAUAGAGACUAAGAUCCCCACAGGCACAGAGGUGGAAGGGAUGAACAUCCUGGGCCUGGUUGUCUUCGCCAUCGUCUUUGGGAUUGCUCUGCGGAAGCUCGGGCCGGAAGGCGAGAACCUGAUCAAGUUCUUCAACUCCUUCAACGAAGCCACGAUGGUGCUCGUCUCCUGGAUCAUGUGGUAUGCCCCCCUGGGUAUCAUGUUCCUGGUAGCUGGCAAGAUUGUGGAAAUGGAGGACGUGGUUGUCCUGUUCACCAGCCUGGGCAAGUACAUCUGCUGCUGCCUGGUGGGCCAUGCCAUCCACGGCCUCAUCGUCCUGCCAGCCAUCUACUUCCUCUUCACCCGCAAGAAUCCUUACCGGUUCCUUUGGGGCAUCUUCACUGCCCUGGCCACCGCCUUCGGCACUUCCUCCAGCUCUGCCACCCUGCCCCUGAUGAUGAAGUGUGUCGAGGAGAAGAACGGCGUCUCGAAGCACAUCAGCCGCUUCAUCUUGCCCAUUGGGGCCACGGUCAACAUGGACGGGGCUGCCCUCUUCCAGUGCGUGGCUGCUGUCUUCAUCGCCCAGCUCAACAACAAGCCUCUCAACUUCAUCCAAGUCAUCACCAUCCUAAUUACUGCGACGGCGUCCAGCGUCGGAGCUGCUGGGAUUCCUGCGGGUGGCGUCCUCACCCUCGCCAUCAUCUUGGAAGCUGUCGGGCUGCCCACCAACGACAUCUCCCUCAUCCUGGCAGUGGACUGGCUUGUGGAUCGCACCUGCACCGUCCUAAACGUGGAAGGCGAUGCUUUUGGCGCUGGGCUCCUGCAGGUGUACACUGAAAGGACGGAAGGCAAGGCAGAGGCAGAGGAGCUGAUGGAGAUCAAGACGGACGCCGGCAAGGAAGUGGGGGCGGAAGAAGGCUCCCCACUGAUCAAGAGGGACGGGCCUGCCCCCUUGGAGGGCAUCAACUCCUGCGAAAAAGAAUCCGUGAUGUAAAGCAGCCUACGAAGAGGCUAGACUUCGUUUUUUAUAAAGUUAGGGUUCCAUUUUUAAGGACAGCUCCCGAAUCUGCUCCACCUCUGAAAGACUUCUGUUUCCCAUAAGAAGCAAGGGCAGGCGGUUUGGUGAUGGGGAACUUCUUCGAUUUUCACCCAGCACACUCCUUUCCACCUUUUUUUAAUGACUGAUUUUUCACACAGUGCUUUGAAAAUUUCAAACAGGACUUUCCCCCCCUGAAAAAUGUCGCGUUGGGGGGCUUGAUGCUGCCUGGAAAUAGCUCUGCUUGGCUGGAAGCCUCUCCCUCUUUAAGGAGAUGAGGGUGGGGUGUGCUGUUGCUCAGGAGAAAGGGCACUCUGUAUAUUCUCAGAGGCACAAUACUUUGCACGUUCCAGGCUGAACCCUUAAGUUUUUAACUCUGCAACGUGGAAACUGGUAGCAGUGACUCUGGAGGUCUCUUAAUAUCACUCUUUUCCUUCUUCCAGAUCUCUAGCUACCUUUGCUGCUUUAUUUUAUUUUAUUUUAUUUUGUGUUUUGGACCAAGCAAGGGGGGUGGGUGUUGUCCUUUCCGUGUCUAGUAUCUUUUGACUCCCUCCCAUUGUCGUCACCCCCCCUUUUUAGUUACAUUUCAUUGCAGGAAGAGGAAGCAGUCUGCUUUAUUUCCGGACAGAUUUAUUCUCCCCUGGCCCACCCCACAAUUCAAUAACUUGAGCAGUGAACCGCUUGAAUACCUAU
This is a messenger RNA of Podarcis muralis (Common wall lizard), 2794 nucleotides long. RefSeq names its product solute carrier family 1 member 5 (gene SLC1A5). Gene Ontology annotation, molecular function: L-aspartate transmembrane transporter activity; symporter activity; neutral L-amino acid transmembrane transporter activity. Gene Ontology annotation, biological process: L-aspartate import across plasma membrane. Gene Ontology annotation, cellular component: plasma membrane. Lineage: Eukaryota; Metazoa; Chordata; Lepidosauria; Squamata; Lacertidae. The record is from RefSeq and is a predicted model, not a curated record.